Molecule: messenger RNA, 4519 nt
Organism: Pristis pectinata (smalltooth sawfish)
Lineage: Eukaryota; Metazoa; Chordata; Chondrichthyes; Rhinopristiformes; Pristidae
Gene: gmps
Product: guanine monophosphate synthase
Exons: 17
Coding region: 307-2361 (684 amino acids)
Biological process (GO): GMP biosynthetic process
Cellular component (GO): cytosol
Molecular function (GO): ATP binding; GMP synthase (glutamine-hydrolyzing) activity; GMP synthase activity
Source: RefSeq, a predicted model, not a curated record
UUUUGUGCGUGGCAGCUUCAUUCAUCGAACAGAUUAAUAGUAAUACGGAAGAAAUCCACAGCUGAAGCCCCACGUGAUCCGGCCCGUCCCGCAGCCGGGCUGCUCCCGCCACUGGUCCGGGCAGCGGGCCUCCUCCCAGUGGACGUCCUGGCCGUUUCCACCACACCAAAGGAUGCGCCGACUUUAGUCACAACAACAUAAAAACGACCACCUCUCGUUUAAAACUGAACAACUGUCAUGGCGAUGUGAAUUAACUCUCCGGAUUUACCUUGCCCUUCUAUUUGUCUUGGAAGGAAUCGAGUGCUCAUGGAGAGUUCUGGAGGUGACAUCAAGGAUGCUAGACAUCAAUAUGAAGGUGCUUUAGUGAUUCUUGAUGCAGGAGCGCAAUAUGGAAAAGUAAUCGACCGGCGUGUGAGAGAACUUUUUGUGCAGUCAGAAAUCUUGCCGUUAGAGACGCCUGCUUUUGCAAUCAAAGAAAAUGGUUUUCGAGCCAUCAUUAUAUCUGGGGGGCCAAGUUCAGUCUAUGCAGAAGAUGCACCCUGGUUUGAUCCAGCAAUAUUUACAAUUGGGAAACCUGUUCUUGGAAUCUGCUAUGGCAUGCAGAUGAUGAAUAAAGUUUUUGGAGGUACAGUGCACAGAAAGAAUAUGAGGGAAGAUGGUGUGUUUACAAUCAAUGUGGACAAUAGUUGUUCACUAUUCAGAGGUCUACAGAAAGACGAGCUUGUGUUACUCACCCAUGGUGACAGUGUGGAUAAGGUGGCAGAAGGCUUCAAAGUUGUUGCACAGUCUGGAAACAUUGCAGCAGCAAUAGCAAAUGAGUCCAAGAAGCUCUAUGGUGUCCAGUUUCAUCCAGAAGUAGACCUGACACAGCAUGGCAAAGAUAUUUUGAAGAAUUUCUUGUUUGACAUAGCUGGUUGCAGCGGAACAUUCACAGUCCAGAAUAGAGAAGCAGAAUGUAUACGGGAAAUUCAAAGGAAAGUUGGACAUUCCAAAGUUCUGGUUUUGCUGAGUGGAGGUGUAGAUUCUACUGUGUGCACUGCCUUGUUGAAUAAGGCUCUGAACCAAGAUCAAGUUAUCGUUCUUCACAUAGACAAUGGUUUCAUGCGGAAGAGAGAGAGCCAGUGCGUGGAAGAAGCCUUGAGGAAACUUGGUAUUAAAGUCAAAGUGGUUAAUGCAGCGCAUGCAUUCUACAAUGGGACAACAACUCUUCCAAUUUCAGAAGAAGACAGAACUCCCAGGAAGAGAAUAAGUAAAACCCUAAAUAUGACGACAAAUCCAGAAGAGAAAAGAAAAAUAAUAGGAGAUACUUUUGUGAAGGUUGCAAAUGAAGUAAUUGGGGAAAUGAAUCUAAAACCUGAAGAAGUCUAUCUUGCCCAAGGUACUUUGAGGCCAGAUUUAAUUGAAAGUGCAUCCAUAGAGGCAAGUGGGAAAGCAGAUGUCAUCAAAACUCAUCAUAAUGAUACUGAAUUAAUCAGAAAAUUGAGAGAAGAGGGUAAAGUGAUAGAGCCACUGAAAGAUUUUCACAAAGAUGAAGUCAGGGCAUUAGGUAGGGAACUGGGCCUUCCUGAAGAUCUUGUUUCAAGGCACCCAUUUCCAGGCCCUGGUCUUGCUAUUAGAAUAAUAUGUGCUGAUGAGCCUUAUAUUUGCAAGGACUUUGCAGAAACUAACAACAUUCUGAAAAUAGUAGCUGAUUUCUCUGCUAGUGUGAAAAAGCCACACACUUUACUUCAGAGGGUCAAAUCCUGUACAAGUGACGAAGAACAAGAAAAGUUGAUGCAAAUUACAAGUCUGCAUUCGCUCAGUGCUUUUUUGAUGCCAAUUAAAACUGUUGGAGUACAGGGUGACUGCCGAUCAUAUAGCUAUGUUUGUGGAUUAUCCAGUAAGGAUGCACCACACUGGGAUUCCCUCAUGUUCUUGGCCAGACUUAUUCCACGAAUGUGUCAUAAUAUUAACAGAGUUGUGUACAUUUUUGGGUCACAGAUCCGAGAACCCAUUACAGAUGUAACACCAACUUUCCUAACAACGGGAGUGCUUAGCACGCUUCGGCAGGCUGACUUUGAGGCUCACAACAUUCUGAGAGAGUCUGGUUUCUCUGGGAAAGUUAGUCAGAUGCCAGUUAUUUUAACUCCAUUGCAUUUUGAUCGUGACCCACUCCAAAAGCAACCAUCUUGUCAGAGAUCUGUAGUGAUUCGGACCUUCAUUACAAGUGAUUUCAUGACUGGCAUCCCAGCAACUCCUGGUAACCACAUUCCUGAAGAGGUUAUUUUAAAAAUGGUGAGGGAAAUCAAGAAGAUACCUGGAAUCUCCCGUGUCAUGUAUGAUUUAACCUCAAAACCACCUGGAACCACAGAAUGGGAGUGAAUAAAAUAAUUUUUUUCUGGAAACAUUCCCAAUAUUAACAGUACAGUGAAAGUGUAAAUGGAGCUGCUACUUUGCACCUUUUUUUACCCUCACCCAACCUUGGAGCCUGGUGUGUAAUUCAGUGUUUCGCAAGGACACAUUUCAGUGGACUAAGGAUAUGUACGGGUAAAUGAAUUCAGCAUCAGAUUGUCCUUGUAAAAUGGUUCAGCUUUUCUUGAUGUAUUUUGAUUUUCUCUAAAUAAUUUUUUGUAUAUUCUGAAAUGAAGUUCAUUUACAGUACAUUUACUUAAGCCAUUGUGUCAUUGCAAAGCUCAGUUAUUAGUGUGACCAAUUUUCUUUUUGAUCAGAUCUGUUAAAAGUAUUUUGCCAAAUAAUAGAUUGUAUUGAUAAACUUAGGUGUGUUCCAGUCUAUAUAAAACUUUUGAUGGCUUAUAAUUGCAUUGUUCUAGAUGAACAAGUUACCAGCUGUUUGGCUUUAUCAUUAUAAUCUUGGGAACGGCUGAAAGGAAUGCACUUGUGAUUUUACACUUGUGAUUUUAAUGGGCUAUUGAACUUUUGAAGUGUUUUAUUUUUGCCGAAAAUCCUGAACAUACACAUGUUUUUGGAUGGGUAUCAAUAGCUAACUUUAUUGUACUGUACAUAUUUCCUAAUUUGGUGAACAAAUUUUAUUUGAUGUAUAAGAGGAUUAGCAUUUUCCAAAAGCAGCCUUUUUAAUGUAUCAUUUGACAAUUUUAUAUCUAUUUUAUGAACUGAACUACUGUUUCAUUCUAUGAAAUAGUUUCACUUUGAUACCUAUCUUGAUGAGUUUAUCAACAUAAUACAUAUGCUAGUUGUUGUCUGUUGCCUUAAUUUGAUCACUUGCAUAUCCCACAGUCAGAAAUUGUAAUUUAUAACUGUAAACUUUGUCAAAUUAAUGAAUUGGUGAGACGAAGUUCUGAAAUUUCCAUACAACAGUAACUUUGUUAAUAGCACAAUGUAAAGGAUUUCUUGUUUUGAGUUUACUACUGAAGUAUUCAUGAAAAUCUAGUCUGUUUGGCAGAAUUCCAAUUGUUUACCCUCCACAAAAGCUCCAUCAAGUUUGUUAUAACCGGAAUUUUACAAGUUUAAAAAAAACUUAAUCUGUCUACCUUGAUAUUUCUAUGCAUUAUUUAAUCUAAAUUGCAUUUAUGCAUGUAUAAAAGUUAAUAUUUUAACGCAUCUAAAAUUUAAAGAACUUGUAUAAUUAAAUUUUGUGACUUUAAACCUUUAGCAGCUAAGAUACAGACUAGUAGAUUGAAUGAACUGUUUAAUCAAGUUGCUUUAUCGUUCACCUGUUUGAGAAAGCAGAACUAGCACCAAAGACUUUAUUUGUGAGGUAUUUUUCAGUUUACUUCACUUAGUAGCUCCUGGAAGUGGUUGUUUGUCACAGUAAAAAUUAGUGAUUUCAUGCCAAUACAUGAAACCUGAUUUAUUUUGAUGUCUGAACAAUCUGAUUACAAUGUUGCUGAGACUGCCAUUUUAUAACAGCUAGGUUAUUCAUCAUGCUUCUGAUGUAGCAACAAUUUUUAUUUUGGUGGUGGGGGGGGGUGGGGGUGGUGUGGAAUCAUGAGUUAUAAUAUGGCUGGGAGAGGUUAUUCAGCCAAAAAGGCCUCAUCAAAUUUCUGAUAUGGUUCCUUAAAAACAAAAUGCCUAAAUCACAGCAUUUGUCAGUACUCCAGUCAAUUGUCUUUCUGGUUACAGCUAAUUGUUCAAAUUUUAUAGUAGGCACAAAGUAAGAAUUUUAUAUUCAAGUUUUAUGUCACCAAUGUUGAGAAAAAUGUAAGUUCAAAUGAGUGAACCUUGCCAUUAAAAAUGACUGACCAAUGAUUUUGUUCUGGGAUCUCCAUGUUAAAUAAUGAAAUGAAACAAACUGCCUUCUUUUCAUGAACCAGAUGGGCAUAAAGCAAGAAAAUGGUUAUUUUUGACAUACGCUUCAAAGGCAUACAUCUGUUUUGCAUCUUUGCUGGAAAUGAGAUCUAUUGGUCAACAUGCAAAUAACUUAAGUGACUUAAGUCAGUGUAUAAAUAUAUAUAGGUGCUGCUGUAAACUAUUUUUAGUAAUUCAUUUUACUGCAUGCAUAUUUCCUAUCUACAGAUUCUGUUUAUUGUUGCGUCUCAAUAAAGUAUAGUAUUAAAACGUU